UAGGGUUACCUAGGGCUUUAAUACGAAUGGAGAUUAAGCUAGAUGUUCUCAUCUCUACAUGUAUCAAACAAAGAAAACCAUGGCCUCGCAUCUCCUGGAUUGGACAGGAAAAAGAGGCUAUUUUUCUUCUAGAUGAGAAAGAUAUAAAUGAAAUAAACCUGGUAUCAGGGAGGACAAAGAAGAGAAUCCCUCGGCUGCAGUCGUUGCUAAAAAACGUAGUUGCCUUAACAACGUCAAGAAAUGGUGCUUGGUUGGCAGGAAUACUUACAACAGGAGAACUAUUUCUUUGGAAUAAAGAUCAAGACUUCUUGAAAAUUGUACCAGCGAUUGAAGAGUCUAGGAAGGCAGUUGCAGCAGCGCAAGAGUGUUUGAUGCAAUUGUACUUGUAUGUAUCUGGAGAUGGCAGAAAGGUACUACUCACUACUCCUACAGCAUGUGUCUUUCUUUGGGAGAGCACAGAACAUGGAAAUACAUACUGUUCUAAAAAUUCUUCAAUGACUGGGCGUUGGACACAAAUUUUUCCCGAUGAAUCAGUCAUGUUGCCUUCCACUGAUGAAAAAGAAACUGGAGUGCAUGCUGCUUUUAUACAAAAUGAGAUACUGGGUGAUUGCUGUUUGUGCACUUUUGUGUUCUACUCUGGAGAAUGCAUGGUACUCACUUUUUUGGCUCUGCGGUGGCAUGAAAAUAGCCUCAAAUGUGUUAGUUCUUUGCCAUACCAGAUUCACUGGGUACAGCAGACUUGUUCUCUUGCUAAUCUGGUUCCUCAGUGUGCCUCUGUAAAGUCAAGAGGAGCUUUGCUAACUGCAUUUGCAAGAGAUGGACUUUUACUUGCAGUAGCCGUUAAUCAAAAUGAUCCAAAGGCAACUCAGAUUUUGUUUCUAAACACACUGAAUUUUGUAACUGUUUCGGGUAGCCUUAAAGGUUCCAGUAGUAAGAAUAAAGUGGUCCCGUCCAAGUUUAUCAGGUCUUACUGGGUUGGUGACAUGAGUUGGACUCCCGACAGCCUUUUCUUGGCUUGCAUGUUGAAACGUGGAUCUUUGAUUUUAUUGACUUGUAUGGGUGAAUUGCUGACCUUGAUCACUUCAGGCUGCUCUGUUGAAUUUGGACCAGCACAGUUUAUUCCACUUCAUCCCCUAAUAACAUGCAGACAGCAGCACUCUUUGUGUCAAGACUCUAGUCAGUCUCUUGGUUCUUCAGCUUCUGAAAGUGACCUUUUGAGACAGAGAUUCUCUGUUGCUUCACACUCAAGAUUACCCUACCUCAUUGUCUCGGAUGGAUACAUGAUAACAGUGCUGAGAUUUCCUAACAACCUUUCACCGUCAAGAUUUGUAAGAUCCCUUUUGCUUGAUUCAACCCAACGGCUUGAAAAUAUCCGUCAGAAUUUCAUGAACUGUAAGUCUAAAGGGAGACGACUGUGUUCACGAUCACUGUUGUCUUUAAAAGCUAGUCUUUUGAAACAUGCUCAAAGUCAAAGCUCCAUUUUUCCCACCAUUCCAAAAUUCCUGGAAGAGGACACAACAGAAAUGAGUGAGAAAACCAUGGAUUUACAGGAUUAUGAAGAAGAAUCAGAUGAUGAAAAGCAGUUUCAAAGUAGCUUUUCCAGCUUCUCUAGCCAAAGAAUCACUUCAUUUGUUGGUAAAGCUGAUCAAGGCCGUUUGGAUUUUGCAUCAAUGUUUGAUACCAUUCAUGCAAAAGGUGAUACUGAAGAAAAGGAUAACUUAUCAGUGGAAGUAAAUUCUAUUCAGAAAAAUCUCCUUACUGCCUGGCAGAUAGGGAUUUCAAAAAAUAUGCAAGAAAAAGAUACUUUGCUGAAUUACACAGUAAACUGCUUUACCCAUUUUUUCAACAUACUGCAGUUCAUAACAUGUUCUUCACUAAACCAGGAUGCAUUUUUAAACAAGUCUGCGAAGAGUACUGACUGGACGCAUUGUGUGUUAAAAUACUUUCAGCAGUGUUUAACUCUCCUGUACGGGCAUUCAAGAGCCAGCCUGACUGGGCAUGUGGCGAAGCUGACGUUACAAACGAUAAAACCGAUCCUUAUUCAGCAACAAGAUCAGUUGUUCUCAAAAAACCUUCUGGCAUGCUUCUGUCUCUUAAGGAUGGUUUCUCACACUCUAAGUAGCAUGUGCGUACCACAGUAUGAGAAUAUUUUUGCAUCUCAUGAUGCUAAUGGUCUUGUGCAGCUUGACUCCCUUGUGGUGCCUAUUUUCCUAGUCCUUGAUGAGGGUGCUACUCAGCAAUUCAGCUCACUGAAAUACCUGCUCAGAGAGCCCCCCCAAGCCAUAAACCAUGAUGAAAAAACAGAAAAAAGGUUGGCUAUACUAUGGCAAUUAUUGUACAAGAAAGUUGUUUGGUAUCAGACACAGCUGAACAGAAAACCAUGUAAGAAUGCAGAGGAAGAGUCUGUUGUCUCAUCAAUUUUAAGCCACGUACAAGCAACCCUCCAGUCUUCAGGAGUGACUUUAGAACAACGUUUGAAGCUUAAUUCUGUAGCUGGUGAGGAGAAGUUCCUUUUAGGCUCCUACAGAGAAUCUUUGGAUGCGUGGAAAAGAUCUCUUUGUGAAAUCAAAGCAAAUGGAGGAAAAAGAACAUGUUUUCUUCAAAGUAGAUACUAUCUUGCUAUAUUAUUUUGCCACUUAUAUCACUAUAACUUGUGUGAAGCUCAGGGUCUCUGUGAUCAUCUAGUAGGAGAGAUUCUAAGGCGGUCGCAGCUCUCAGUAAGGCAGAUGGAAAUUUUUUCUGAUACCAAAUAUUCUCAACAUGAACUGUGGAGGAUAACAGAUGUUCAUGCUGAAGCAGCUAUGGCUGUGAUUCAAUCUAUGGCACGAUUCAUGGCCGCUUAUUUCACAAAUCACCUGCUUUAUAUCCUUCCCCCCCACAACGUUGACAUCCUGCAUCCACUUCACAUCAAACCAGAUAUAUCUCCUCGUAUCGUUCCCCUGCAACACUCUUUGGUUACCAGAGCUGUCAGAGACCAGAACCUUUCCUCUGUGUGGACGGCUGAAUAUGCUCUUGACUUGUUCUUUGUUGGUGGACUCAUUCCAGAGGCUGUGUGGCUAACACGCAGGCUUGGGGACUGGAAACUGUCCAUUUCAAUUGCUGUGGCCUACAAUCUAUAUUGUCAAAACUCUGAUCAGUUCUCAAGACUGGAAAAGACAGAGUAUCAUCUGCCGUUGGACUUAUCAGCAACACAGACUUUUCAGGAAAAGUUACAGUCUUUGUUAGGACAACCGGUUACUUCUGAAAGAGCAAAUGAGGAAAGUAUUAAACAGUUUACAGAUCCCAUUGAAGAAGAAGAUGCAAAUGUUCUUUAUGGUUCAGUGCAGGAACUACUGAAAGCUGCUGUUAUGGCAGAUGCUGAUAUUCUUUCAGAAACGUUUCAGCUUUUGAUGGAUUCUGGCAAGGAUCUUGCCAGAAAGCUGUGUGGCUUAGUUCCUGAUGGGCUUUAUCUUCCAGCUCCACCAUUGUACUGUCCUCAGCCGGCUGCUCUCAGUGAAGAAGAUUGCAAUGACGUUCUUCUAAAAGUUGAGAGGGAAGCUCGUCAGAAAGUGUCAGGAGUUCUGCAGCGAAUUAUCUUGCUGUUCCGGGCCGCUCGUUGUUCCUGCCCUGCAGCACAGUGGUAUAUUGCACAACUGAAGAGGGCAAGGAAAGUUAUGCAAAAAAUUCGAAUGAAAGGAUGCCUGCCUUCACUGAGUCCGUUCCCAGAGAGUUUAUUUCGUUAUUCCCGUUUCCCUACUGUAUUCAAUAGACCAGCAUCUUCUGGAGACCAUCAGUUUGAUGAUAUUUCCUGUAAAAUUUUAGGCUGCUUCAGAGAACUAUGUGCCUUGUGUUGGAUGUUUCAUGUUCGUGAAAGAUUAUCUGACAAUUGUAGGCGGUACCAAACUGCAAGAGAAACUAUGAGCAAUCGUAAGGAUCUUAAGGAGAAUGAGUAUGAUGCCUCUACAGUUGAGCAUUGUCUGACUGCAGUGGAAUGGGCUUGUCGAAUGCUUCCUUUCUGCAGGUUCAUGAAUGUUGAAGAAUUAGUUCAAGAUGUAAUUUUGAGUCUUCUUGGAGAAUUGCCACCAAUCAAAAAGGUGGCAGAAAUUUUGGUAAAAGCAUUUCCUAAUUCUGAAGAUGUAAGGGUUCCACUAAGAGAGAAAUAUCACGCUCUUCAACAGCAACUCAGACACUGUAUUGUUAAAGGUCCCAAUAGCGAAGAAGUGAUGUCUCAUGUUAUACAGGCUGCUGAAAAAAUGAGAGUGAAGGCCUUGAAACGUGUAAUAAGGAACAUAGGCCCCAUUGAAAUUAAUAUCUGGGAGCCGGCAGAAGAGGGAGCAGCAGAUGAUGAGGCUCAUUGUUAUGACAGAUUCUCAUUAGGGACUAGUCUAAGCAGAAGUACGCUUACUGAUCUUGGGAAUCCUCAGGUAUAUAGCGAUGCUGAAACAGUAGAUACACUUUCUGAUGCUUUGCUUACUGAAGAAACAAGAGAACAAACACCUUCACUUCAAAGGGAUAAUGAGCCUAGGAGAGGAGGAGAAACAGGUAGCAAGAAUACUGCCUAUAAGAUAAGAACUCUCAACUGGAAAACAAAACCUAAAGAAGAAGUACAUAGAAGGGACCUGCAUAAUCAGUGUAAUUUGCCUAUAGUUGGUGCUUGGGAAUUUGAACGUGAUGAUGAUGAAUAUGUUAUUUUCUUAGAACUCUUUUUGAGUUAUAUUCUUGAGAGAGACCUGAUAAAUUGCAGUGACCUUGGAAUUCCAUUUCUUGCUAGCUUUUCUGGACUUCUUAGAGAACAUGAAUUAAACUCUCUCCUUUUUGAUGUUCAUACAACACUAAAACGUCGACAAGGCAAAACAAGAAGCCAGAGUGUGUUUAGAGCUGGGUCUUGCUAUACUGUCACCCUGUCGUCUUGCAAUCCUGACACAGUUUCUGUCUAUAAUGAAAACCAGAACGUUGUGGAAAAUCAAAUGUCUAUUUCUGUUGUACAGCCAGCAGAAUCACCUGGAUCUUCUGAGCACAACUUAAUGAAAGGACUUGAUAAAGGAUUAUUUGGUUUAAAACACAAGUUAAUUUACAGAGCUCAGGAUGACACUCAAGGAGUGACUGUUGCACCAGCAAGCCAGGCCUUUCCCAACCAUACUUUCUCUAGCUUACAAACUCCAGUCACUUCUAAAUACGUUUACAAAACUAUUCAUACGCUUGAUGUUGCAGCGGGAGAUGAACUAGCUAUAGAAUUGAUGGAUAAAUUCAGCAAUAUAGCAAGAUUACUUGAAUGGAUGAUCAGAUGGUCUGAUAAAAAACUGCUCUGUGGUUCCAAUAAACAUGACUCAUCAGAGGAGAGUCUCCCAAUGAUACAUGUGAAAACAUCAGCAGCUGCUGUCCUUACUUCCUUAUGGCUUUUAGAACAGCUAUUAAAUGAUGGAUCACAAGCAAGGAGGAUAAAAUUUAAGCAUCCAGGUAAUCAAUACGUGAAAGAAUUUUUAUCUGUAUCAGAAGUGCAACCUAAGGCAGAGAAAGAAAGUAGCACAGAUGAAGGCUCUUUUGUCUUGGCAGAUCCUCCACUCGAUGUCCAGAGUAUAAAAGCCUAUGAUGACCUCUGCGAAAGUGGUUUGGGAAUGUCUACGAAGUCAAAUUAUUGUAAGAAAAAGGAAAUUAAUCGUGAGAAUUAUGCUGUACCUCAUAGGAUUGAAGUUCUUCAUGAAGAGGGACCAUUUCUUCGGGAGGAGUUAGCUGUAGUAUCAGAAAGUGAAGAGUUCUUUGAAGAGCCGUUUGAAACUCCAAAAAGCUCCAAUAGCUCUGUCAGGAUCAAACCUGUAGAACGUGAAAGAGGAAAGCCCAUCCCCCUUUCAGAUGUAGAAUAUCCACAGGAAGACCAAAGGGUAGAAGAAAAGGAGAACAGAAAGGCUGAACAGAAUGGUGUGACUGAAACCAUUACUAGUAUCAUUCCUCAUUCACUCAAUUUAGAACAGGAUGCAGGAUUUCCCAGUAAUGUAGAGAUUUCUGGAAGAGAUGGUCAGCCUUCUCUGACUGUUGUGUCCGACAUGUCAAGUGUUGACUCCAGUGCUUCCAUUUGCACAAAACAGCAAGAAGUCAAGAAGCAAGUCUGUACAGAAGAGAGGCUGAGCACAUCAGAAACUGUCAGGCAGACGCUCCAAGAUGAAAUGCUUAAAUUAGUUCAGCUACAGCAAAUCAACUUCAUGACUUUAAUGCAAAUAGUGCAAUCAUCCUUUGCCAGCCUGCCGAAUGUGCAGCAGAUUUUGCAACAGUCUCAAUCUGCUCACCUGGAAGGAAGCCAACCUUCACACACCACAAAAGGCAGUGACUGUGAAAAAUCUUCACGUUCUGCAAAUGCUUGUCUAAAAACACAGCUGCCCACUCAAGAAGAUAAAGGAGAAUCUGAUAAGAGCUCUGGUUUUCAAACAAGGAAUAGUUUAAGAGAUGAAAGCAACGAUGGCCUUACUGAAAAUCAUCUGGAUGUGAAUGUUUCUUUAAGCCUAUUAGAAAACCACUCCAGUGAAACAGGAUUUAUUCCACCAUCUCAAACCUUACCUUCUCCAGCACCUGCUAAACCACUUCAUCUCUUAGCUCCUUCCUCAGAUGUUCAGAAAACACCCAAGCUUAUCCCUAUUAAAAAAACCCGAAAUUACUCAAAUGGAUUUCCUUUGCUUAAACUUGAAUCAGGUUAUCGUUUCAAACCACCAUAUUUACAUCCAAUAGAAAUUUCACCAGCUUUUGCUAGACCACCCCCAGUACCACGACUAGCUUGGAGUUCAUCGGAUUCCUUAUGCAGCCAUCAGUCAUCAUAUACGCCAAGAAAAUGGAGCAAGUCAACAGCACGUUUGAAUGUGAGUAGAUAUGACCCCAAGAUCCUAAGGCAAACAUAUGAGGAAGAGAAAAGAUGGGCAGAAACUGUACAUAAGGGACCUUCCAGACAUCUACAUCCAGAUCAUUAUAAACGACAGCAAGAAGUUUCACCUCAGGAGCAGUUCUCUGCAGAUGUGAAUAUGGACAAAGCACUGAUCCGCAAGAAGUUGGCUGAUAUGCCACUACUGCAUUUGCAGCUUGACCCGGUACCUAAACUUCUAUCAGUUGUAAGACAGCCAGUCACUACUACUUUAAUACCCGUUAAACCUAUAACAAAGGAAACUGACUUCAGAGGAACGCUGCAGCACACAGGAAUAUCAUUGCUACAUGCUGAUCUACCUCAAAAAAAGAAGGUACCAACACUCAUUCCACUUCAAAAGCUCAUUGCGUUUGAGCAACGCCACCAGCAUCGUACUGUGCCCAGUGCUUCCAUUGGACAGGACCAGGCUGAACCUAUCCAGUUACUGAAAACUGACGUUGAACCAUUUGAAGCAAGUGAUGUACAGAAUAGAAAAAGGUGUGAUGAGAAACAAAUGAAAGGGGAGGAGGAAAAGAAGAAACCAAGUGUGACCUUCCGCCCAGAUGACUCCGUCAUCAGUAUUAGUGAUACAGAGAUGGUUGAUAAAUCAGAGAUGGGGGAUCAACAAGCAAAAGCUGCCUCUUACCUUGGAGGUGAUUUCUUCAUUUCCCUGGACACAGUGGGAGAAGCAUUCACUACUUCAACAGACCUACGUUACAUGGCUUCUACAACAAAAAAACCUGCAGAAACUCAAGAUGCAAGUACAAAUACUGAUCCAGUGCCCAAAUCAUAUCAGGAUGUUGGAACUGAUGCUAGAAAUUUGGUUUCUGAAGUUGGAAAAAGUCAGUCAUUCAUGUCAGUUCCUGUACCAGAAUCAUUAAGUGUCCCUGAGAUGUUACCACAAGACAUGUAUUUAUACCUCCCCACUGAAGAGAAUGAGACACCUUUACCACCUUCCUUGUCUGAUGCACCUGAUGUGAAUGGACAUAAAUAUAUCAAUGUGAUUGACAUUGAGGACAGUGACCUACUUAAAGUUUUGCCCGUCAUACCUGAAUCUGCAGAAGAGACAGUUACUACACAGCGAAAUGAGGAGUUUGAAAUUUCGUCUUCUGCAACACUUCAUCACAUGAUAGAUUCUGUUACUAGUAUACCACCUGAGGAGUUUCAGAAGAAAGACAAUCAUCUCAAGAAUGUAUCAAUCCAAAUACAAAAGGAAGAUAAAACGUCUAAUUCUGCUAGAGAUGAUAUAACUUGGAACAUGUUACAUGAGGAUGCCAGAACUUUUUGUUCUUCAGGGCUGCCUGCCAAAAUAAUUGGCAAAGAAUACUUUUCCACAAAGUUGCAGGAAAUGGAUAUACAGCUACAGACACUUCAGAACAUAGCAGAAAACAUGGAGAAGGAUUUCAGCAAUACUAGACUGCUAGUGAAAAUAAUAGAAGAUUUUGAAAUGGCUGCCAAUGCAGACCUUGGUGCUCAUCCCUCAAUCUCUGAAGGUGCUGGAAUCAUUGGUGAUGAACAUUAUUCGACAGGCCUGAUUUUUGCAGAUGUUAUGGAUGAUGAAAAGAAAGGGUUAAAACUGGAACAUCCUGUACCCAGUUAUACGACAUUGGAAGUGCCCUCUUCUGCCUCUGCAGCUUCUGCUUCUAACUUUCCCAGUGGCAUAAAGUCGUCAUGUGCUGACUUUCAUGUACAUGAAGAAUUAACUCGUAGAUCUUCAGAAGAUCCCCUGCAAAUUACUGGCCUGAGUGGUGUUACUGACGUCAUUAAUGAUCUUAUAGAGGAAGGUGGUGUCUCUCCGAUGGAGCUGGGCUUUACACAAAUGCAAGCUAAGAAAAUCUGUAGGAGCCAUGAUUCUGCUGCUGGACACCAUCAAAAAACAGAAAAGGAGAAGAAAGAGAUACGAGCAUGGAUGAAAAGAAAGCGAAAGGAAAGACUGAGAGAAUAUCUGAAGAAACUGGAUGAGCAAAGACAGAAAGAGCAUAAUCCAUUCAAUUUAAGAAAGAAUAUGCACUGUAAUCUUACUUCAAAGGAAAUUAAAUUGAUGCAGAAGAAGAAAGAAGAAAAAGACAAAGCCCUCUUAUCUGAACAUCACAGUAUGAGAGUAUCGCAAGCACUUUUCCUAAUGAAUGAAAUGUUAUCUGAAACAGCGGUGUUACCUGAAAAUGAACAUAGACCGUUGUCCAAGACAAGAUCACUUCAGGAGUACAGAAAACAGCAUAUUGCAUCUACUAACAGAAGGCAUCCUAAGAGCUGCAUUCUGUCGGAAAGGAGCAGGAUUGCUGCCAAAUCCAGCUUUGGUCAAACAAGACCCUGUUUCACCCCAGCUCUUGGUUUAGCGCAAUCCAGGGGCAAUACCACUAUGCUGUUACAGAAAAGUACUUCUAGAGAAAGACCAAGACAUGCAACAAACUGUCCUGUUAAUUCUAGAUACUUUUCUGAGUACAGAGCCAGCAGAACACCAAAACAAAAGCCUCCACCUGUUGCCUCUGCAGUGCAGACUGAAGAUCUUGAUCAUGAGACUGAGCGAGAUGUAGUAAGUCCUUGGAGUGUGCCUGAUGAUAUCCAAAGAAUACUUCGUAAUACUCAUGACUCCUUGUUUCAGGUUUCUGCAGCUCGUACUGUUAGUUUCUCUCCUCUCGGCAUUAAUGAUACUGAUGGUGUUUCUGAAAGCACAGGAAGUAUCCUCAGCAAACUGGACUGGAAUGCAAUUGAGGCUAUGGUAGCAGAUGUGGAAGAUAAAUGAACAAAAUUUCUCUACUGCUGUGCAUUUUCAAAGCAAUUACCAGUGUUUAGGUUUGUUAUUUUUAAUAACCAUUGCUGUACUUAAAAAUGGAUUGAACUUGUACUGGUUAUCAUCUUAAGCAGCACACAAUGUCUCUCUACUUUCACACAUGCCUGGACAAAGUUAAAUUCUUUAACAUGUAGUUUGUUUGUAGGAUGCCUUCAGCUCAACAAGAACUAAGUGCUAAAUGCACACCCAUGGUUGUAAACAAGAUCUUCUGCAUCAGCAACUUUGCCUCUCAGAUGCAUAGUUUUGUUCUAUUUUAAGAGCACUGCACAGCUGUUUUACCAGUUCAACGUGUAACAUCUUUACUGAUGGAGUGAAUUUUGUAACUCAACAGUUGUGAUAAACUGAUUUAAUAAAAGUGAACUUACUAAUUUGUA
Molecule: messenger RNA, 10027 nt
Organism: Struthio camelus australis
Lineage: Eukaryota; Metazoa; Chordata; Aves; Struthioniformes; Struthionidae
Source: RefSeq, a predicted model, not a curated record